Molecule: messenger RNA, 4077 nt
Organism: Salvia miltiorrhiza (redroot sage)
Lineage: Eukaryota; Viridiplantae; Streptophyta; Magnoliopsida; Lamiales; Lamiaceae
Exons: 1
Coding region: 1-4077 (1358 amino acids)
Molecular function (GO): nucleic acid binding; RNA-DNA hybrid ribonuclease activity
Source: RefSeq, a predicted model, not a curated record
AUGGGGAGCUCCCGUGCAUUUCAUGAGCUACGCCGGCUCGUCACCGGCUUCUCCCCAAAUCUGUUAUUCAUCUGUGAGACGAAGGUUACUGCCAAUAGGUGCAACCGGUGGCGAACCUCUUUAAACUUCGAUGGGCAGCUUGUUGUUGAUUCAAAAGGCGCAAGUGGCGGCCUUUUAUUAUUUUGGAAGGAACCUUGUGACAUCUCUAUUUGUAGCUACUCACAAGGACAUAUUGACUGUGUGAUUAAAUCUCAUGACAUCACUUGGCGUUUUACAGGAUUUUACGGCAAUCCUGAGGUUCAACAAAGAAAGCACUCCUGGUCUCUCAUGAAACGGCUUGCGUGCAGUGGUUCUAUGGAUAUUCCUUGGUUGAUGGGAGGAGACUUUAACGAAAUUAUCAAUAGCAACGAGUGUUGCGAUCGUUGCAGACGACCUUGGGCCCAAAUGAAUGAUUUCAACAUUGCUAUUCAGUAUUGUGGUCUCAAGACAAUUCCUUGUGAUUCCAAAUUCACUUGGUUUAAUCAACGGAAAAACGAGGAUGCACGAUUCCUCAGAUUGGAUCGAUUCUUGUGCAAUAGGAGGAUGGAUGACAUUUUCAGCUUUUGUUCGGUCCAAGCCCUUGAUCCGCAUUUCUCGGAUCAUAAUCCGCUGCUCCUCACCAUUUCGUCAAAGGAAGACAAGCUGGAAGCGGGAAACGGCUUCAGACGUUUCUUCUUCGAACAGAAAUGGCUCCUGGAUAAGACUUUCGCGGCGGACCUUUUAACGAAUUGGAGUGGUUUCGGAGGCCAGACUUUGCAUCACCGCCUUGAGGGGUGCCAACUGUUUUUGGAAAAAUGGGCUAAGACCAAGUUUGACAAAAUCUCCAAACAGAUUAAGGAACUACGCAAGAAGAGGCUGUUCAUUCUCAAGAAUAAGAAAGGAUCGAAGAGUUUCUAUUCUGACUUGAGAAAAAUUACAAAGGAAAUUGAGAAACUCUGCGAAGCGGAAGAACUUCAUUGGAAACAAAGAUCGCGUGUCAAUUGGUUAGGUCUUGGUGAUCGCAACACUAAGUAUUUUCAUGCCUUUGCUUGUAAAAGAAGGAAGAAAAAUACUAUCAAGUGUCUGUUGAAAGCAGAUGGAUCUGAAGUUUUCAAGGAAGAAGAGAUGGCUGUGGUUGUGAGUGAUUUCUUUGCUUCGCUAUUUCAUUCCAGCUCACCGAGCAAUGAGUGUAUCGAUAAAGUGACUGACACGUGUUCUACUUUUCUGGGCAAUCAUCCAACUGCCGAGUUGACUAAGCCCUUUACGGCAGAGGAAGUUCGACGAGCUUUGUUCCAAAUGCAUCCUCAUAAGGCCCCCGGACCAGACGGCUUCCCUCCCUACUUCUUCCACAAAUUUUGGGGUGAGAUCGGUGAAGCAGUCACUAACGAUGUUCUCCGUGUUCUUGAUGGACGUGACAGCAUCCGUCAUUGGAACAAAACGCUCAUUGUGCUCAUCCCAAAAACAAAAGAACCGAAAGAGUUGAAGAAUUUCAGGCCCAUCAGCCUUUGCAACACUACCUAUAAACUUGUGGCUAAGGUUCUUGCUAACCGCAUGCGAACAGUGCUGGGUUGGGUUAUCGACGAUUCUCAGAGCGCAUUCAUUCCCGGGAGGCUGAUUUCUGAUAACAUCAUUCUUGGCUAUGAAUGCAUGCACUGGAUGAAGAAUAAAAAACAUGGAAACGAUGGCUACGCAGCAGCUAAGCUUGAUAUGAGUAAGGCUUUUGAUAAAGUGGAAUGGAGGUUUAUGAGGGCGAUGAUGUCUAUGCUGCGUUUUCCACCACUUUUGAUUGACUUGGUUUUACAAUGUGUUAGUUCGGUGGAGUUCUCUUUUGUUAUUAACUGCAAAGUUUAUGGUUCUCUUAUUCCGUCCCGUGGUUUGAGACAAGGUUGCCCUUUAUCCCCGUUUCUCUUUGUUAUUUGCGCCCAGGGUUUCUCCUCUCUUCUUCGUGGCUUUGAAAAUCAGGGUUUGCUCAGCGGUAUAACUAUGGCUCGGCAUUGUCCGUCUAUCACUAACCUCUUCUUUGCCGAUGAUAGUCUUAUCUUUUUCCGGGCGAAUGAAGAAGGUGCUAAAAGCUUAGGUGAUGUCCUACAUUCUUAUGAACUUGCCUCAGGACAGACGAUCAACCUCGAAAAAUCCACGAUUUGUUUUAGCCCAAAUAUGUCUCCUGCUUGCAUCGAAAAAGUGACGACAAUCUUGAGUAUCAGAGAAACAGCAGGUCAUUCCCUCUAUUUGGGUCUGCCAACUUCAAUUCCAAGGAAAAAAAAGCUCCAAUUUGAGUACUUGCGUGAUAGUGUGACCAAGAAACUUGACGGGUGGGAUAACAAGCUUUUCUCUGCAGGAGGAAAAGAAACCUUGAUAAAAUCUGUAAUUCAAUCUAUCCCCACGUAUGCAAUGGCUGUCUUUCGCAUCCCCGUUGGUAUUUGUACUGAUAUUGAAAAAUCUUGUGCUAACUUUUGGUGGGGUGAUGGUGCUGAAGGCCGAAAACUCCACUGGGCAAGAUGGGAUAAAUUGUGUUUGGCAAAGUCUCGUGGCGGCUUGGGUUUCCGUCGUUUUGUUCAGUUUAAUCAGGCUCUCCUUGCGAAACAGGUUUGGCGACUUAUCAAGCAUCCAGAAUCCCUUAUUUCUCGUGUCUUAAAGGCUCGUUAUUUUCGUGAUUGUGAUAUUAUGAAAGCGAGUAUCUCUUCCAACUGCUCCUUUGUGUGGAGAUCUUUUUGUUGGGGAAGAGAGCUUCUGGAGAAGGGUUUGAGAUGGAAGGUGGGCAAUGGCAAGAAAGUGUCGGUUUUCCAUGAUAAAUGGAUCCCACGAAGUCGUGCCUGGGCAGAGUCGGUGGAGUCGACACCAGUGGAGACUGAUUUGAAGGUGUCGGAUCUCAUUGCGAGAGAUGGUACUUGGGAUAAAGACAAACUGCAUGGCAUUUUUCCUGAUUUUUUUGUGUCCACCAUCUGCUCGAUGAAACUACCAAUUGACAACAAAGAUGAUUCUAGAUUUUGGAUGUUCGAUGAAAAGGGUAGGUUCAGUGUGAAGUCUGGCUAUCUUUGCGCUACAGACUUUUUUGUCCCACUACAAGACACUUCCGACGACAAGAUGGUGAAAUGGUGGAAGGAGUUCUGGACUUUGCGGAUUCCGCCGAAGGUGCUUCACUUUGGUUGGAGAGCUCUUCAUGACCUUAUUGCUAUGAACCAGAAUCUUUGUGCUCAUCAUGUUCCCAUCAUUCCUAUUUGUCACUGGUGUCGCAGAGAAUGGGGAUCCACAACCCAUGGCCUUUUAUGGUGUGAUCGGGUUCGCCAAGCAUGGAAGAAGACUGAAUUUUGGGCGAUUAUCUGUUCUUUUAAACACCUUGGUUUUCAGGAGCUGUGUUCGGUGGUGAAACAAGAGCUGGGAAUUGUUGGCUUUGAGAGAUGGCUGUUCUUUUUAUGGUUAGCGUGGAAAUUCCUGUGUGACCUCAAACAUGAUAAGAUUCCGGCUAGUAGUGAGCUUGAUCUGUGUAUUGGUGAAAGAAUGCUGGACUCAUAUCAUUUGGCAAGGGAGCAGGUUGUUCUGGAACUCCAUAUCCUUCCAGAGGAGGGCUCCCGCCAGUGGUUUCCACCUCCAGAGGGCGUUCUUCGUGUGGACGUCGACGUUGCUCUCCGGGAGGAAGGGGUGAGAUCUGGUAUGGGUUUCAUUGUCCGUGACUUCCAGGGGAGGACUAUUUUGGCCGGGUGUCAGACCAUUGGUUUUUCAGAAACAGUUCUUAUGGGCGAAUUACACGCGAUUUUGCUUGCCAUUGGCAGCUGCUUGGAACAUGACACGGGCCCUGUGGUGGUUUAUUCUGACUCCCUUCUUGCGACUCACGUGCUUUCCGAUAAGAAUCAAGGGUCUGACUCACUGUGUGAUGAUCUUUGGGAGGUCUUCGCACAUGCUCGUCAACAUGUGGUGGUUGAUUUCUUUCAUAUGCGCCGAGAGGCUAAUCGUGCGGCCCAUGAGCUCGCUCGACUUUCUCUUUCUUUCACGGAUGCUAUUUUCUGGAAGGCCGAUUUUCCAAAUUGGCUUCUAGACAUUGUAAUUUCCGACUCUUCUUAA